UCCCUGGCGGGAUGGUGCCACAGUGCCAGGUGGAAGUGUUGUAUUUUGCAAAAAGUGCUAAAAUAACAGGAAUUUGUUCGGAGACCAUUUCUGUGCCACAAGAAAUAAAAGCAUUGCAGCUGUGGAAUAAGAUAGAAACGCAACAUUCUGGAUUGACUGAUGUCAGAAAUCAGGUGAUAUUUGCUGUUCCUCAAGAAUAUGUCAAGCUUGGAGAUCAGCUCCUCCUGCUUCAAUCAGGAGACGAAAUUGCCAUUAUCCCCCCCCACCCCCCCGCCCCCGGUUAGUGGAGGAUAGUGCUUUGGAGCCACCUGAGAAAGAUAUAAAUGAAGUUGAAGUGAAAUCUAAAGGUAUAAUAAAAUUCACAUCUGAGAAACUUUCAGUAGAUGAAGUCUCACAGCGGGUGAUUUCUCCACUCUGUGGUGCAAUAUCCCUAUUUGUAGGAACUACAAGGAAUAACUUCGAAGGGGAAAAAAAUCAUUAGCUUAGAAUAUGAAGCAUAUCUACCAAUGGCAGAAAAUGAAGUCAGAAAAAUUUGUAGUGACAUUAGGCAGAAA
Messenger RNA from Orcinus orca (killer whale), 554 nucleotides. RefSeq names its product molybdopterin synthase sulfur carrier subunit-like. The transcript has a single exon. Gene Ontology annotation, biological process: Mo-molybdopterin cofactor biosynthetic process. The coding region runs from base 12 to 284 and encodes 90 amino acids. NCBI's taxonomy places the organism in Eukaryota, Metazoa, Chordata, Mammalia, Artiodactyla, Delphinidae. The record is from RefSeq and is a predicted model, not a curated record.